Molecule: messenger RNA, 2893 nt
Organism: Impatiens glandulifera
Lineage: Eukaryota; Viridiplantae; Streptophyta; Magnoliopsida; Ericales; Balsaminaceae
Exons: 3
Coding region: 326-2485 (719 amino acids)
Source: RefSeq, a predicted model, not a curated record
GAGAGAGAGAGAGAGGAGCUUGAGAUUCGUCGAAUCUCCAGACGGUUCUGACGACGGCGGCGGCGACGGCGACUAUUGCAAGAGACGAAAGGAAUCUACAAUCCAGCCGUAUCGGAAUGGCGAUCACUAUUUCUGCGUUCUAGAUAGCGGCGCGGCUGUUGUUUUUUUGCUUCGAAACAGCGAUUUCGGGUGACUCUUCUAGUGACAACCUAGACAGUGGAUCAAUCUCCAAUGAAAUUUUGUAGUUUAUUUGGUGUAAAAGAGUUUCCUUGAAAGUUUGUAUGUCCUUGAUCUUAAAGACAAUUAAACUGCAGAGAAGUGGAUAAUGGAAUGCAAUAGAGAUGAGGCCACUAGGGCCAAAGAAAUUGCCGAAAAGAAGUUUGAAGCUAAGGAUUUAAAGGGUGCAAAAAAAUUCGCUUUGAAAGCAAAAUCAUUAUUCCCCGGGAUUGAAGGUAUUCAUCAAAUCUUGUCAACUCUAGACGUAUAUAUUGCUGCCGAAACCAAAAUAAACGGGGAAUCAGAUUGGUAUGCAAUACUUGGUGUUGAUCCAGCGGCAGUUGAGGUAACUAUUAGGAAGCACUAUAGAAAGUUAGCUCUUUUGCUUCAUCCUGAUAAGAAUAAGUGCAUUGGGGCUGAUGGUGCAUUUAAGCUGAUUUCAGAGUCCUGGAGGGUGCUUUCUGAUAAAGCUAAACGUUCAGCAUUUGAUCAGAAGAUGAAGUUUAAAAAAACAGCUCCACAAAAGGCUCCACCACCACCACCACCAUCAAAUGUGCCGAAACCAACACCUUCUCCUCAAUCAAAUGGAUUCCCUAACUUCACUAAAAGCAAAUGCCCUAAUACGAAUGUUCAUAAUAAGCCUUCUACUACUAAUAGAAAAGGAAGCUCCUCAAAUAUUCCUACUCCUCCCCCGUCCCAUAAGGAGAAUACAUCAAAUGUGCCGAAACCAACACCUUCUCCUCAAUCAAAUGGAUUCCCUAACUUCACUAAAAGCAAAUGCCCUAAUACGAAGGUUCAUAAUAAGCCUUCUACUAAUAAUAGCAAAGGAAGCUCCUCAAAUAUUCCUACUCCUACUCCUCCUACUGCUCCUACUGCUCCUACUGCUCCUACUGCUUCUACUGCUCCUCCUCCUCCUCCGUCUCAUAAGGAGAAUACAUCGUUUUGGACUGCCUGCCCUAACUGCCUGGUGCAAUACGAAUAUCUUAGAGUAUAUCUCCACCAUAAUCUUCUAUGCCCUAACUGCCAACAACCUUUUUACGCAAUGGAAUCCGAUACAGCCCCUUGUCCUUCUAAAGUGGCCAACCAGAAAAAACAUUUUGAGCAUCAGAAUCCCAAUAAUUUGAGAAAUCAAGUUCCAUUUUCUGGAGCAGGCGGUGGUGGUUCUUCAGGAUCUGCUCAGGCUGCAUCAAUGGUUCAGAAGGCUUAUGAACAAGUGAAGAGAAAGAGGGAAGAGGCACUAGCAGAAGCUAAAAAGAAGAAGACUCAUACUUCCAAGAAAACGGGUGGAGAUUCGAAAAGAAGAAAAGUAAAUGGGGAUCAUAAAGGAACAGAGGUUAAAAGAGGAAUUCCAGAGUUAUUCAAGGUUUAUAAAGCUCCUACUACAAAAGGUAAUCAAGAUAAUACUGACAACCACCGGACCAUGUUAUCCGAGAAAGCCAGGUUAACAAUUCACAGUAAAUUAAAGGACACAAACCCGAGCCAUGCUAGUAUUUCUGAAUCAAUCGAGAAAAAGGAUAUUAUUGAAAAAGAGCCUCAAAGAGGAGAGAUGACAACGGAUGUUUCCUAUCCACAUUUUUACGUUUUUGACAACGAUCGAACAGAGAGGUGUUUUGGGGAGAACGAGGUUUGGGCUGUAUAUGAUUCCUACGAUGGUAUGCCUCGCCAUUAUGCCAUGAUUACUAACGUGAUUUCAAUAAAUCCAUUCAAAGUGAAGCUCAAUUGGCUAAAAUCUAAAUUUUACAAUGAACAUGACGAUGUCGGUCACCUUGUGGCUUCCGGUUUAAAAAAGGCUUGCGGUGUAUAUGGACUAGAUAAGCUCGAAGAUUAUAGUUCCCUCAAUUCUUUCUCGCACAAAGUAAAGUGGACAAAAAAGGGUGACGAAGGAGAUAUAUAUAUAUUUCCUGAAAAAGGCGAUGUUUGGGCUCUUUAUAAAAAUUGGUCUCCUAACUGGGACAAGUUGACAUCGGAUGAGGAUAUUCACGCCUACGAUGUUGUAGAGGUGCUCGAAGACUACGAUGAAAAUAUCGGCGUUUCUGUACUUCCAUUGGUGAAAAUUGCUGGUUUUAAGACGUUGUUUCAUUAUCAUGUGGAUACUAAGGAAGCGAUCGCAAUAAGGAAAGAAGAUAUGUCGCGUUUCUCUCAUAGGGUUCCUUGUCAUUUGCUUAGAGGCCAAGAAGAAGAAACACCUCCUUAUCUUAAGGGCUGUUUGGAGCUCGACCCUGCUUCUACACCACUACAACUUCAGGUAAUUAUAGCUAAAAGUGAUUAAGGAAAGCAGUUAUAUUCAGGUUAUUUAUUAUAUGCUUUUUCUUUUUGCGGGUGUUUUAAAAGAUUUUGCCCUCAUGAUGAAAUUGCUGUUAUUUCGCAUAACCUACAACUUAGUCAAAGGCGGUAGGUACCUCUCUAACCGCUCUUUUUUGUGGGGACCUAGGUUGCGUGUUAAAAGACUUUUUGUUUUGGGAUUUUUGUGUCGAUAUAGAUAGGCUGCCUAUAUUGGUGAAGUUAUAAGUUUGUCUAUAACAUUUUCAGUUUAGUGGGUCAAAUGUAUCUUUUUUGUUGAAUUAAUUAUUAACCUAUCUAUUAUCAAUCUUAAGAUAUAUGUACAAUGUGAUUAUAGACUUCAAAUUUUAUCUUUAUAAGCUGAUUGCAUCCCAAUUAUAUAAGCAUUAUUGAAGUA